UCUGAUCCUUUGUCAUGCGAAGACUUUACUCUGCUGUUUCAUAUAGAGAGAGUGAGAAAGAGAGAGAGACAGGGAGAAAGAGGACUUCAUUUUCUGGGAGAAGAGACACCAAUAAACUCUGGAGCAACUAUGUGAAUGGAACAGAAUUCAAAGUGGAACAAAGCACAUAGCGCCUGGCUGAAUCCUGCAUCCUCAGACUGAAUCAGAGAAAGGAGGUCAGUGUGAUGAACAGCAUGCUUCCUCAAAGGAGUGCUGUCACCACUCUGGGCUACAGCUCAGACUGUGCGAAGAUCGACCACAGCAGCAGUGGCUCCGUGGGUGGGACGUUGCUGAGGGGCUCCCGCUCUAAGGCAGAGCUACAGGAACUGAUGGAGACGCUGCAGCGCAGGAAGAGCGCUCUGGAGGCCAGUCUGAGGGCAGCUGAGUGCAGCCGCAAGUAUCUCAGCGUGCCUUCACCUGUUGGCUCCCAGUCCACCAGACCACUGUCUGUCCUCAGCAAUACCGACCGGCCUCCGUCUGCCUCCAGAACAUUCUCUUACAUGAGCAGCAGCAGUGUUCCUCCAUCACCUCGCCAAGGUGAACGCCAGCUGAACCAUAAUGGCUUGCUUCGCCAUUCCAACUCUCGCCAUCAGUCACAAGACAAUCUGAUCCUGUCUAGCGCAGCAGAUGGAAGCUCUCUCCUCUCCUCUUAUGGUCAGCCUCUACCUCGUUCUCACAGGGUCAAAAGUGGAGCAGCCAGUGUGCCGUCCAGCCCUCGCAUGGGCCGCAGGCUCUACUCUCAGGGCAAAGCUGGAGGAGACUCCCGGCAGAGGAAAUACUCCACUGGCUCCCUCAGCAGCCUGGGGAUGCACAGCCGCUCUCUGCCUCGGCUCCACAAUGCAGACCCCCCCACUCUGUCGCUACCGUCACGCCACUCAGUGGGCUCCCACAGAGGAGUGGGCUCAGCAGGGCCGCGGCGGAGUCUCUCCUCUCUGGAGCAGCCACCAGAUGUGACAGUACCAGCCAGCAUGCCCAGCACUCCCAGGAGGGCCAGCCUGGCCUCUUUGAGCUCUCUGGGUGUAGAGAUGGACGGGACGGGCUUAGAUCUGGGCUUCGGGGAGAGAAGGUUGUCCUUUGGGAAGGGUGGCCUGGGUCCGGGACAGAGGGUGGGCAGCAUCAGCUCUUUGAAUGGCAAAGAGGAGCUGAGAGACUACCACCAACACCAGAGAGAUGAAAGACUCAGGGAGCAGAAAGUGCAGCGAUUGGAGUGCCAGCGCCUGGAGACCAUCUUGAACCUGUGCACUGAGUUGGGCCAUGUGGAGAGAGAGCCGGCAGGGUCAGCGGUUUCUGACCUGCAGAAGAUCAAUAAGGAGCUGGAGAAGCUGCAGGUGUCAGACGAUGAGUCAGUGUUCUCUGACUCCCCCAGCAGCGCUGCUCCGGAGAGCUGCUUUGGGUCCAAAGCCAGAGACUUCCCACUCACUGAGGAGCAGCAGGUCAGUCAGCGUCAGCAGAGUGGCUACAGAGAAGCCAGGUCCCACUCACCUGCCAUCAGCCUGAACAGCAGUGCCCCCUCACCCUCCACCCACCACAGAGCCAAAGCUUUGGAGAGCGUGCAGCUGAAACAGGAAGUAACACAUAUUGAGGAAGAGAGGAUUCAAGUCCUGAACAACAUAGAAGAGCUGGAGCAGAAGAUCAAAGACCUGGACAACCAGAUGGAGGAGUCUGUCCGAGAGAUGGAGGUGGAGUGUGCUCUGCUGGAGGGGGAACAGGAGUCAGAGAUGGCCCAGAUGCAGAGGGAAAAGGAGCUCCUGGACCAACUUAAGGAGAAGAUUCAUAGUAGUGAGGAGAAGAAGAGCCAUACUGAGAAGUCACAGGAAGCUGAGGAGCAGACAAAAAGUCUGGAGGAUUUGGAGUUUCAAAAGCUGGAGAGAGAAAUUAAUCAGGAUGAGGAAAAAGAGAAUCAGAGCCAAGAGCUGCUGCGAGAGAUCACCGAGUGUCAGCGUCUUACUGUCACACGCAAGGAAAGACUCAUGACACUGAAGAAACAGUCCUCACAGAUCACUUUACAGGCUCAGCAAGAAAGAGAGAAUUUCCAGAGAGAGAAAAACACUUUGCUCAUCAUGCUUCAGAAGGAGAGAGAGAAGCUGGCGACUUUGGAAGGAAAAUAUGCAGAGUUGUCCGAGGGGCAGACCUUCACUAACAACCCUGUAGCCAUCACAGCGCACUUGCACCCUCUGAAGGAAAGAAGAAGAAGCAGCAAAGAAAACUCCUCCCAUUCGAGUGACAACCUACCUCACAAGAGGAGCCAGCAGCUCCUCAACUCGUAUGGUCGAUCCCUGGGACGCACGCUCCCUCCAAAGGCUCACCUGCCUCUGUCCCAAAGCUCCAGCUGUGGUAGCGUCAUACCACAAGGCUUUAGCUUCCCCUCCAUGGACCUGAACACCCGUCGCCUUCCCAAGACAAGCAACAGCCAUGCAAACAUGAACGAAGACAGACAAAGAAGAAGUGAUUUUUGCAGCAGGAUGGUCUCUGAGCCCAACGUGUUCCUGGACUCCUUUUCAUACCCGGACAACAGCCAGACCUCAGAUACCAUCAGUGUGAACAGCUCUGACAGCCUGGAGACCAGCUUCUCCGCCUGCUCCCCGGACAACAUCUCCAGUGCGAGCAUGUCCAAUAUGGUGAAGAUCGAGGAGAUGGAGCGUUUACUUCGAGAGGCCCAGGCUGAGAAGCAGAGGCUCCUCGAGCAUAGGGAGCGUGAGAUGGAGAUGCGCAGGCAGGCUCUGGAGGAGGAGCGGCGAAGAAGGGAGGAACUGGAGAAACGACUGCAGGAGGAGACGAGCAGGAGACAGAGACUUGUAGAGCGAGAGGUGAAGCUCAGGGAGAAACAAAGAUCACAGUCGCGGCUGUUGACUCGCUACCUCCCUGUAAGGAAGGAUGACUUUGAUCUUCACGGCCACAUUGAGGCAGCUGGACACAACCCAGAUGCCUGCUUCCACCUGGCCAUCACUGAUAAAACCUGUCGAGGCUUUCUGGUCAAAAUGGGCGGCAAGAUCAAGACCUGGAAGAAACGCUGGUUCGUCUUCGACCAGAAUCGCAGGACGCUCACCUACUAUGCAGACAAACAUGAGACCAAGAUGAAAGGAGUCAUUUAUUUCCAAGCCAUAGAGGAGGUGUACUAUGACCAUUUAAAGAAUGCACACAAAAGCCCCAACCCCUCGCUGACCUUCAGUCUGAAGACCCACGAUCGGGUUUACUACAUGGUGGCUCCGACACCUGAGGCCAUGCGUAUCUGGAUGGAUGUUAUGGUUACAGGCGCUGAAGGACACAUGCAUUUCAUGGUGUAACUGAUGCCAGCAGAUCAGAGUUUCACAUCACUACAUUUCUCUGGUCAACACUGUGUCACACGAGAAGAUUUCCCACGUUCUGCUCGUAUCAACGGAACAGCAAACACGUGUUGUGCAGAGCUGAGAGGGAUCUUCAUCAGGUCAACAAAAAAUUUACAGAAAAGUUUACACUUGUACUAUUUGCUCAAAAGUAAUGUAAUCAUGUAUAAUAGAUCAAAUGAGUUGAUACACAACUCUCAUAUUUAAGCUAUUCAGUUAUAUUUUUAUGUGUUAAUGUACCUUGAGCAACUGAAAUGUCACUAAAUCUUAACAAUUUAACUGUUACAUUUUCCAAUUUUCUCAUUCUAUGUAAAAACAUUUCUGCUUGUCUCGUACUCGCUCUGUUUGUUUGGCUUAUGAUUAGUGAAAGCAUCAGGGAUCUGAUCUGGGAAGCUCCUACAUGAUCAGAAACCCAACAUGUGCUACACCUUUAAACCGUGCUGCAUACUGAUGCUGCUUCUCUAUAGCAGAUGCAUAUCUCUCUACAGAUUUCUAUAAAGCUUUUGUUCUCUCCUCUCUACCUCUGGUUGGUCCCCACCUUCUGUAUCUUAGUCAGACUUUAUUUGCUUUGAACAUCAGGUUGAAUCAGUGGGUCCCAGACAAAAAUCAACCCAUCUGUAUCUGUGUGUAUCUGCAUCUGUGGAAUGAAUGAGAAUGCACACUAAUAAUUUCUGUAUUGUUGCUUAUUUUCAAAUGGGUAUUAUAUAAGUGUUUUGAUUGCUGCUGCCAGACUACCAGCAUAAGCUGAUCUCGUCUGCUUGUUUAAAGCUGACCUGAAUGUCUACCAUCAGUAUUCCUUCAAACCAGAAUCAUCUCUGUUUGCAUCACUUUCAUCCGAGUGAGUCUUAUUUUGGGCUUUUCUUCUAUACACAUAUGCAAAAAGAUUCAAAAGAUUGAGAUGAGAUGAUUGUAGGCACUUUUUUUUUAUAUGUGAGUGUUAUUUUUGGCUACUAUUUUACUCAUAAAAGUAGAACAUUUGCCCCUGUAACAAUGGUAUUUUGUAUCAUGCCUACCACAGUGGAGGCUACAGUCCAGAUAUGUCGAGGCCAUGUUGUGCAGCAGUGAUACUAUAUGUACUGCGUCACCCUUGUGUUCUUUAGCAUUGCAUUAUGCUUUUUCACCAGCAGAGGUCCUCAGUGCACAGUUAUUUUAUUUAAAUGACGUAAUGCUCUGGCAGGUUGACCCAUGCUCGCUUCAGUAACUGAGCAGUUAGUAAAAGAAUGAAGCAUCGGUGAUCCGUAUAUUCUGUUGGUUAUGUAUCAAAUUUAUGUAUUUACAAGCACAUGUAAGAUUGAAAUUUUUGCUUUUUAGAAGCAAACCAUGAAUCAUUAUUAUGAUGUGGAAGACAAAAUAAUUUUUAUAAUUUUGUUUUUAAUGUGUUAUAACAUCCAUAUAUUUGAUGUGUAUCUUCUUUGACUAAUUGCACCAGUCUGAUUGUAUUUGAAAGAUAAAUGUGUUCUGUUGUUGCUUUACAGAAUACAGGUGAGUUGUUGCCUUUGCCGGAUGCUUCUCAGUGAAUGCCUGUAGGUAUCCGUCAUGGUAACACCUCAUCCUCAAUCUUUCGUCUGUGAGACACAAGCCUUGAAACCAAGCAAAUGGCUGCAUUUCUAUAUUUUUGAAUAAAUUUAGUGAUUUAUCUUUUGUGUAUGAACAAUGGCAAUUUUAAUCAAGCUAUGCUACAGGAUUUUAUAGCUGACAUUUUUUAAAUACAAAUAAGAAUAAAUAAUUCUGAUUUUGAAUAAUGUUUGUGAAAUGUUUUCUUAUUUUGUCUGCUGAACAUCAGGAUAGUGUUUCACAGUCUGUUAAAACCUGACCGUGCUGUGCCGAGUUUUUGUUUUGUGUGUAGGAGCACUGAAAAGAAGCUUUAUGAAUUACACAUAGAAUGAUGAUGUGUUUCCCAUGGAUAUUGAGUUCCAUAGCAUUAUGUUUACACUGUUAUGUAAUGCAUCACCAAGGGAAUCAACAGCUUCAUUAUUUUGGGCUGCAAAAUGACCCUGUAGUGCAGUGAAACUAAACAUUUUCAUCAAAUAUCUUAAGGUUUUAUGUAUCUUAUGAUAGCCUUAUGAUAGAGUCAGCAGCACCAUUACAUUUUGGCCUAUUUCAUCAGUUACCAUUAUAUCUGAAAAGUACAUAAAAUGUAUCAAAAACUUUCUGGGAACGUAAUUCUGUCUUAGGUACAAUGUAGUGCGGCCCUUUUCAGAAGAAAAUCCUCACUUUACUUUCCACAUUUUAGAGCUUUUUGACAGCACAUUCAAUAAAUACAUCAAUACUUUUAGCCAUCAUAUCUGCAAGUGUGUCUGAUCUGCUUUUUUAAAGAGUGCACUCACUGACAGAAAAGCCAGCACUGUCAAUUUCUUUUUUC
Messenger RNA from Scatophagus argus, 5724 nucleotides. It is a transcript of the gene phldb2a, whose product is annotated as pleckstrin homology-like domain, family B, member 2a. NCBI's taxonomy places the organism in Eukaryota, Metazoa, Chordata, Actinopteri, Scatophagidae. The coding region runs from base 225 to 3323 and encodes 1032 amino acids. Gene Ontology annotation, cellular component: basal cortex. The transcript has 17 exons. The record is from RefSeq and is a predicted model, not a curated record. Gene Ontology annotation, biological process: regulation of microtubule cytoskeleton organization.